Messenger RNA from Spodoptera frugiperda (fall armyworm), 1478 nucleotides. Its product is annotated as aldo-keto reductase AKR2E4. Bases 301 to 1455 code for a protein of 384 amino acids. Gene Ontology annotation, molecular function: aldose reductase (NADPH) activity. Gene Ontology annotation, cellular component: cytosol. Lineage: Eukaryota; Metazoa; Arthropoda; Insecta; Lepidoptera; Noctuidae. The transcript has 9 exons. The record is from RefSeq and is a predicted model, not a curated record.
UUGUAAACAAAAAUUAACAAGAAACUAUGAUUUAAAUACUGUUUUAAACCUCAAAUUAAAAUAUAAACUAACCAUGAUUGUAAACAAUAUAAUGGAAAACCAUCAAGAAAUUGGGAAAUGUGCAAAUAAACUUUAACAAAAAUGAUUCCGAAAAUAAAACAUCGAUAAUGAAUUUCAAUAACUUUAUUUAACAACUUUAAACAUUACUGUGGCUGUCUGUCUGUCAGUGAAGCUAGGUGCUCGUUCCAAAGUGUAGCUUGGAAACAUUAAACUCAUUAUCACUUCGAUAUAAACAAAGUCAUGUCAAAAAGGACGCUUGAAGAGUUUAAGAGGGAUUAUAACUUGCGUCAACGGAUUCUGCGUCCUGAUCCGGAUGUGGAGGGCGCGCUGGACCGGGCGACGGAGGUGACGGAGGAAAUAGCCGCCAGGGUCAAAACCUACAACCAGGACUUUAGGAAGAGGAAGAAGUAUAAGCCUGGCUGUUGUUGUCAGGAAGCAGUCACCAGGCCGGGCGUGGCGCCGUUGGUCCAACUGAACGAUGGCAGGGAAAUACCGAACCUCGGACUCGGCACUUGGCUAGGAUUCAACAAAGCAGGUGCCCCGGAGCCGGUGGUAGAUGACAAGGUGCAGCAUGCGGUGGAAGCUGCCAUCGACGCCGGGUACAGGCACAUCGACACCGCCGCCAUUUAUGAGACUGAGGAACAGGUGGGGAUUGCGAUACAGAACAAAAUAGCGGAGGGAGUCGUGGCCAGGGAGGACCUCUUCAUCACUUCCAAGCUAUGGAACGAUCGCCACGCCAAGAAGGAUGUGGUCCCUGCCCUGAAGGAGUCGCUCGCGAGACUGAACCUCACCUAUUUAGACCUCUAUCUGAUACACUGGCCCAUCGCACAGUAUGAAAACGGCACAUACUACGACACGGACUACGUGGAGACCUGGAAGGGCAUGAUAGACGCGCAGGUGCUGGGGCUGGCGCGCUCCAUCGGCGUGUCCAACUUCAACCGCACGCAGCUCGACCGGCUCCUCACCAUGACCACUGUCAAACCUGCCGUACUGCAGAUUGAGGUGAACCUGAACCUGCAGCAGCCCCAGAUGAUAAAGUUCUGCAAGGAGCACGGCAUCGCGGUGGUGGGGUACACGCCCUUCGGCUCCCUGUUCCACAACCGGGCGGCUCCCAACGCCCCCCCACCCAGGACCGACAACCAGACCCUGCUGAAGAUCUCCGACAAGUACCACAAGACCAUCGCGCAAGUCAAUCUGAGAUAUCUUAUUGAACUGGGCGUCAUACCGAUCCCGAAGUCAGUGACGCCGAAGCGAAUUGGAGAGAACAUAGAAGUGUUCGACUUCCAGCUGACGCAGCGAGAGAGGGACUUGAUGAGGGCAUUCGACAAGAACUACAGGACUAUACCCGUCACCAUGUGGGAGGACUCGCCGUACUACCCCUUCCAUAAAAAGUAGUAAUAAAUUAUAUCAUUAGUCUA